AUGGGACGAGUGCUCGAGAUGACAAGUGGUGGUGGUGGAAUGGAGAGUUGUUUGUGGCGCCAAGCCAAGGAUCUGAAUCUAAUUCGAGCUCUCCAUUCCUCCAUCGGCCUUGCUACCAUUGGUCCCCCAGAUGACCCUAUUGAUACCGGUAGUACCAGGUCUACCUCACUCAUCACUACUAACGGAAAGAGCAUACCUAGUGUUUGCUUUCUCGCAAAGGCGAGGAAACCAUGUCUUCCCAAUGCGCCACUGCUCAUGUGCCACAUCACUCAUGCACCUAGGAGGAAAUCGAAUGCACUAGAAGCAUGUCCCGUUGGGCCGAAUCUAUAUCUUGCCUCCACUGAAAAUUGCAAUCCUGGAACCGCGAGUUCAUGUUGGGAAACCGUAGCUGGGGCCAUCGCGCUGAAAAUUGCGAUUUUUAUAGGCUCGAUCAGUCUGGCGACCGAAAACGAGAUACCAAGUAAUAGCGGUUUCCAAGAACGGUCGAAAGAAGUCGUCCACAAACAACACGAGACCUUAUGCUCCCCACAUGAGUUCGGAGCCGUCUUUCUGCAGCCAGGACUAUCCAUCAGCGGGUACAAUUUUUUGAGGUUGGCUAAUUUGAUUAGUUGCAGGAAUACUGGCAGCGGCUGUGAUCGUCGUCAAGGUUAUCGAAAUCUGAACGACGGAACACCGAUCCUAGACGCGGACCUAUCCUACCCAUUGCCUACACCUAUAAAUACAACAACUGAUGCUUUCGAACGCAAAGGAAUGGCUCCAGCUGCUGCGGCGUUGGCCGAGGUCGAAAAAUUGAUUAAUGACGAGGCACAAGCAUUAAAUCCUGAUCAAAAGAAACGAAAAAACCGAGUCCGACAUAUCCUAAACAACGUCAACAAGGCGAUGGGUGUACUGGAACGAGUGGCCGAUGUGCACCCUGCUACUCAACGAACGGUUCCGGUAACUGACUCGGAUCCGCAGGGCCUUCUCAAACUGGAGAUGGACCGUCGAGAAAAUAGUGAGCACAUUGUGGUACUAUAUCACCCAAUGGCUCGAAUGCUCGCUGUGCUGUCGCAUUUAGAGCAAAUGGUCCUCGACGGUGACGACCCUGUCACACAACAGCUCGCGGACGUUCUCGGCCAAGUGACCUCUCCGAGUAGGCUCGCACAUCUCUUGACCGGUUUCGAUGCUGACCUUCCUGUAGUCUUUACUACAACAAGUGUAAACAGCCCAUCGCACCGCAAAGAGAUUCAAGAGAUCCUUGUUAUUAAAAAUGAGUUGAGAGGGAAGAUGAUGACCGAUGAAAUUGAGCAGUUGCGCAUCAAUACCGAAAAGAUUAUCGCGCGACUCGGGGAACCUUCCUCAGACCAAGAGAUCAAGGCAUUGGAAAUUAUCCGCCAAUAUGGGAAGGACUACGUUCUUCACGACAAAGUCAAGCUAGAAGAAGUCUCAGCCCUGGUCGGAGGUGGGAAGGUGUCUGGACACACACAGGCCCUUCUCGACACGAGCAUCGACUCACUGCUCGCCAGUAAUAUGGACCAGUUCCAUCGAAAACUAGAGAGCAGCAUGAGUCAAAUCACCGAUUCUAUCAACAAGUCUCGAGAUGCCAUCCUGAAAAAGGCAAGUCUCCUAUUACUCCAGUU
This is a messenger RNA of Acaulospora colombiana, 1619 nucleotides long. Lineage: Eukaryota; Fungi; Glomeromycota; Glomeromycetes; Diversisporales; Acaulosporaceae. The record is from the annotation of a GenBank genome assembly.